Messenger RNA from Musa acuminata subsp. malaccensis (wild Malaysian banana), 515 nucleotides. The record is from RefSeq and is a predicted model, not a curated record. Lineage: Eukaryota; Viridiplantae; Streptophyta; Magnoliopsida; Zingiberales; Musaceae.
UAUGAGCAAUGGCGAGAGCUGGACUGUCCAAGAGAAAGAACCGGGCAAUGAGAUAUGUGAUUCCGUGAACAAUGGCGAGAGCUCGACUGUGCCAGAGAGAGAAUCGAGCAAUGAGGUGCUUGAUGUAGCUUCCGAUGGCUGUCGGGUUGAUACAACUCUUGUUCAACAGAUGUACAAAAGGACAUAUGCUGAAGUAAUGAAACCUAAGAAAGGUGGCGCUGUGAAGGAAUCAGCUGCAGCGGCAUCUAAAGCAGUCCCUACGCCAACAUCUGAUACGCCGAUCUCCACUUCUGGUGCUGCUGGAAACAACACAUCAGUGUGCAUUAAAAACAUACCCUUCGGUGCAACACCGGCUCAUCUCGAGGAGCACUUCAAGAGGUUUGGUCCUAUCAAGCCUGGUGGCAUCCAAGUCAGAACCACUAAGGUUCGUCUCUCCUAUCAUCUUCUGUAGCUUUCUGAACACUCUUAUCGUUCUUCAUAUUUGAUGAUGUAAGAGUGCACUUUUAGUGCCAGGA